Passer domesticus (house sparrow) is the source of this 3841-nucleotide messenger RNA. RefSeq names its product ring finger protein 138 (gene RNF138). The transcript has 7 exons. Bases 382 to 1125 code for a protein of 247 amino acids. Gene Ontology annotation, molecular function: single-stranded DNA binding; ubiquitin protein ligase activity. Gene Ontology annotation, cellular component: site of double-strand break; nucleus. Gene Ontology annotation, biological process: DNA double-strand break processing involved in repair via single-strand annealing; double-strand break repair via homologous recombination. Lineage: Eukaryota; Metazoa; Chordata; Aves; Passeriformes; Passeridae. The record is from RefSeq and is a predicted model, not a curated record.
CGUAGCAGCCCCGCCGGGCCGGGAGGCGAUCGCCAUGGAAACCCCGGCCCCGCCCCUGCCCCCCCGGGUGCCGCCGGGAGCGCGGCCGGAGCUGCCGGGUCCCUCCUCCGCGGGCAGCGCCAGGUAGAGCGCGGGGCGGGGGCCGCUCGGGCCGGGCGGGAGGAGCCGCGAGGGGCGGCGGGCGGAGCGCAGGCCGGGCUCGUUCCGCUGCCCCGCCGCAGCCCGGCCCGGAUCCCACCCGGCGCCGGUGCCCCCAGCCAUCCGCUCUCGGACCCCGGCAGCGCCCUUCGGGAGCGAAGCGGGGCCGGGCUCGCCUCAGCCCGCCAGGGCGGGGCUUGUUCGUCGUCCCCGAUCCUGGCGGAGAGGCCCUUACGUGUUGCCAUGGCCGAGGGGGCCGCGGCGGCCCCGGCGUGCUUCAGCGAGGAUGAUUUUUACUGCCCGGUGUGCCAGGAGGUGUUCAAAACGCCCGUGAGGACCGCCAACUGCCAGCACGUGUUUUGCAGGAAGUGCUUCUUGACGGCUAUAAGAGAAAGUGGAACACAUUGUCCUCUCUGCCGGGGGAGCGUGACUAAAAAAGAAAGAACGUAUCCCAAAAGGGCUCUAGAUGUUGAAAACAGUAUGAAGAAAGCUUCUGGGGGCUGUAGAUGCUGUGAGAAGCAGGUUAGAUUUUCAUGGAUGAGACAGCAUUAUAAAACAUGUAAGAAGUAUCAGGAUGAAUAUGGUGUUUCUUCAAUUAUGCCAAACUUACAGAUUUCCCAAGAUGCAACAGGGAACAGCAGGAGUGAUGCAAUAUCUGAUACUAGUGAGAUGGCUAAUAAUCAAAUACUUCAAGGAGAAACAAGUGGACACCCAACCUUCAAAUGCCCCCUGUGUCAGGAAGCCAAUUUUACCAGACAGCGCUUGCUGGAUCACUGUAAUAAUAGACAUCUUUAUCAGAUCGUUCCUGUGAUCUGCCCUAUUUGUGUAUCUCUUCCAUGGGCAGAUACUAACCAGGUUACUAGAAAUCUUGUUAGCCAUCUGAAUCUAAGACACCGGUUUGACUACGGAGAAUUUGUGAAUCUUCAGCUUGAUGAAGAAGCCCAAUACCAAAAUGCAGUUCAAGAGUCCUGUCAUGUGAACUUUUAGAGCCCCCUUCAUCUUCAUACUGAUUAUCUGAGAGAAAAAUUAAUUUGUUCUGUUGGCAAUCCGAAGGGUAUAUUAAUAAAAAUGUUUUUCAGUACCCACUUUUUGGGCUGAGCCUCUUUUCACACUCAUAAAUGAUCUUGACUGAGUUCUGCCCCUGUGGAAUUAGGGACAUUUCUGGAACUUCUCAUUCUUGUCUUGAUUUUCUCUUAACUUUUACUACUGUGUUAAUUACAUGUUCAUAUGAUUAAUGUAGGAUGUUUUAAUUCACCAAAGCCAACUUUGAAAGUAUCUUUAGAAAGACAUGCAGUGAUGCUCUGUUGCACUGUUGGGUUUCUUCAAGUUCAGCUGUCUUCUAAGGUAUCUUAUGAGAUGAUAAUUUAUUUUUUGUCUCUUCCUGCCGAGGCCAGGCAUUUGUCCUGCCAAGGACUAAUUUUGUUUGAUGUUGUGAUUUGUUUUUUACUAUUGCUAUGUGACUGAAAAUAACAACAGCUUAAAAUAUUUAAAAAAUUCUUUUCUACUGAUCAACAAUGCAGAACAAAGCUGUUUUUCACCUUUCAUUGAGAAAGAAUGAUGCCAUUGCCUAGGAAUAACUACAUCUAUUUUUCCUCUUUAGGAAUAACUAAAAUAGGAUGCUUGCUUACUAAUGUGAUGAAGUGUAUUCUCUGUACUCCUAAGGAAGGCUACAUAUUUUCUGAGCAAUUUAAGAUGACAUGCAAAAGGUAUACUUUUUUGGCCUGUGACCAGGUCUUACUGGAGCUUUUUAAGAACUUCUAGUUUUGCAUUUGGAAUUGAAGUUUUAGUCUGUCUUGUCUUUCAUUGAAGGCUGUGUAGCUAAAUAACUAAACUGGCUUCACACCAACAGAAACUUUAUUUUUGUAAAGCUGUUUAAAACUUGUACAUCUCCUGCAUCCAAAGGCUUCAAAAAAUUCUUGAGAAGAAAAAAACUUACUCUAAAAUAGUGACCAACAUAUUUUAAGAGUUCCUGUUCUAGAUUUCCACCUUCCCACAGGAACAUCAUUAAAAUUGGAGAAAAUAGUAAUAAUGCAAUAUUCAAUUUAAAUGGAAAAUCUAUUUGUAAAAACUUUGGGAUCUUUUAUAUAAUACUAAAAGGGAGAAGGGAAAAGAAGGCUGCACAGCAUACAUUUUGGAGUUUUAAAUCGAGAGUGUUCUGAACAUACACCUGUUUGGACUGACUGUGUUUCUAUCACCCAUUGUCAAUCUGUUGUUAUUAAUGAGCAUUGCAUAUAUGGUGGAAAACAUCCCCAGUAAUUUUUUUAGUCCAGAUGGUGAUAUAUGUGUUGUAGUAUCAGUUGUGCAGCCAAAGUACAGUCUGCUUCUUGUGCCCUGCCUCCCUGUUCCUCUCCAAACAGAGGUUUUGAUUAUUCUUUAAAUGCUGAGAUAUUACAUAUUCCAAAACUGGUAAGGUCAAAAUGCCUCAUUUUACAAUGUAAUGCGUUUCAGAACUGAAAGUUCUAAUUUAUUGAGUGUUGGAACUAACCCACUAUACAUUUUAACUUGCCUUUUCUAUCUUAGAGAUUUUUUUAGUAUAAAAUGUUACUGAAGGCAUUGCUGGCUAAAAUUCAGAUAAAGUUGUCUAUUUCAGAUAUAGCUGUCUAUUUCAAAAACCUUGUCUGAAGCUGAUACACUUUUUAUAACUACUUUUUUGCAUUUUGUUACUGUCUCAAUACAGUAUUUUGACAGCAGACCACACUUGGAACUUGUAUUCCAAUUUCCUUGUUUGCCCCCAUAUACGUCUGUGUAUUCUCACUUGUCUGUCAGCUCUAGAGCUUGAGUGACCACAUACUGAUUUGGAGUGGUUCCCUGAGCCAACAGAAGAAAAUGUAGAUUUUUACUUUUGCUCAGUAAAGCCAACUAUUAAACAGUGCCCUUAUACAGCAAAGAACAUCAAGGUACCUGAUGAUGAAGUUUUACCUUUUUAAAAUAAAACCACAUACUAUGGUGAUUUAUUACUGCAUACAUUUCCUAAGGAGUUUAACAGUUAGAUGUAAGUCUAGUUAACUUUUUUAGAUUCAACAAAAUGUUUAUAUGAUCUGGCAAUAAAUGCCUACAGCCAAUACAGAUUCUGAAUGCCUCAUGGACGCUGGAACUACUUAUUUGUAUUACUUGAAUAUAUCUUGGGAAUUACGAGUGAAAUGACAUCUGUUAUAAAACUCUGGGAAACAAAUGUUUUCUAUAGCAAUAAUUAGUUGUCACUUGAUGCAUAGUUGCUGAGCAUUUUAGUCAUGUUUAAAUGUUGAGAGACUUGAAUACACAUUUUAAAGCAACGUGUGUAUUAAUGCAAUAUUAAAAAAACCUUUCAAAAUGCUUAUCCUCUUUAUUUAAAAUCUGUAUUGGCAGGUGCUGCCUUGCUUAAGAUUUUGUACUUUUAAUAUUAAGAGAUUGCAUCCAAUACAUUCACUAGGUAAACGUUUAAUGAAAAUUAAAUUAUUUGAAUAUGUUGCUGCUGGUCAUGAUCUUUCUCACUGAAACUCAGACACGCGCAAAAAGCUGUGUAUUUGUGAUGGGUGAUGCCCAAAAUAUGACAUCUUUACUAAAAGAUUGCUUCUUAAAAAUGUUUUCAUGUUCAUGUUGCAUUAUGUAUGGUUUCAAUAUGUUAUGUUUGAAUUGUACGUUCUGGGUUUUUUCCUAUUAAAGUAUUUUAUUUUCUAUUUGUCUUUUUGUUGCAUAAUAAAGAUGAUCAGUUCCCUUGGUGCUA